AUGCCUAAAGAUCAGAAGAACAUACCCCCAGAAGUCCAGAAUGACAGUGAUAACAAUGAGGCCCCCAGCUUAACCAAUAUCACCAAUGAGAUUGUUGCUAUUUCCGAAGCUAUGAGGGAAUUAUCUCUUUUAUCUAAUCCUGACAUAUCCAACUGUGAACGUGAUGCUGUUGAUUCUUCUAUGCCCAGCACGUCAUCAUUUACUCGAAUCACCCAGUUAGCUUCCGGAAAUAUCAUCGCUGUGUCAUUUGGCAGACUGGCUAAUGGUUUCCAUAAUCCGAAAAUAAAUGAUACACCACAGUCUGCACAGACUAUAGAAAAUCUCAGCAAUGUGUCUGCAGAUAUGAUCGAGAGUAAAGUCGCUUCACUAGUGAAAUUAAUGCUGCUGAAAUAUCAAAUGAAAGAACCAAUAACCAAGGAAGAGAUGAUCCAGAGAGUCAUCAAAAACUAUGAACAUCACUUCAAUGAGAUAUUCCUCAAAGCCCAUAAGAGGAUGGAAAUGAUAUUUGGCCUUGAUGUGAAAGAAGUCGAUCAAACCAACCACUGCUAUAUCUUCAUUAUUAGUCUGGGUCUCACAUUUGAUGGGAUGAGUUGUGGUAAAGAAGGAAUCCCUAAGACUGGCAUUCUUAUCCUAAUACUAGGUAUCAUCUUCAUGAAGGACAACUCUGCCACCGAACAAGACAUAUGGGACAUUCUGAAUCAAAUUGGAAUAUAUGCUAAUGAGCAUCAUUUUGUGUUUGGAGACACCAAGGAGCUUAUAACCAAUCACUUUGUGAGAGAGAACUACCUGGUAUAUCGGCAGAUGGCCAAUGAACCUAAUUGUUUUGAGUUUCUGUGGGGCAAAAGAGCUCAUGCCGAAACAUCUAAGAUGAAAGUUCUUGAGUUCAUGGCCAUGGUUAAUGAAGCCAUCCCAAGUGACUUUGGGUAUAAAUACGAGGAAGCAUUGGAGGAUGAAAUCAAGAGGGGCAUAGCCAAGGAGGGACUCUGGGGAAAUCUUGAUUCCCCAGUGUCAGUCGUUCUGUCUACAUGCCCGUGUGCUGCUGCCACUCUAACCAUCAUGUCUCACCGUCAGACAAGCCUGCCCAACUCAGAAGCUCCAUUUUGGGCCCUCAGUGAGAUACAAAAUGACUCCAUGGUUCUGGAGCAGUCCUCUGGUUCCUUCCAUCCUGUGGUGACUGACAUUGAGAUGGAAGAUCUUGUGGCUGAAAUGACCUGCGUUUCGGUGGGUGCUCAGAGUUGCUUCAUGUCUGCAGAGUCUGAGACAGUCACCUCAUCAAGCAAACCAGAGGAGGGCUUUGCUGGCCAAGCAGUGGCUAAUAGCUCAGGCCCCUCAAAGACUAUAGUCAAUAUCUCCGCAGUGCUCCCAGAUGAUAUCGAUAGAAAAAUAGCUUUGCUGGUGAAAUUAAUGGUGCUCAAAUAUCAAGUCAAGCAGUCGCUAACAAGAAAAGAGAUAGCUGAGAUUGUCAUCAGAGAACAUGGAGAUCACUUUGAUGAGAUUUUCUUCAGAGCCUGUCUGCGUUUGGAAAUGAUCUUCGGCCUUGAAGUGAAGGAAAUGGAUCCCAGUAUCCACUCUUAUGUCCUGGUCACCAAAUUGGGCCUGACCUUUGAUGGGAUGCUGUGUGGUGAAGAGGGCAUUCCCAAGACCGGCAUCCUGAUUCUUGUGCUGGGUUUGAUCUUCCUGAAGGGCAACUCUGCAACCGAACAAGAAAUCUGGCAAGUUCUGAAUCUGAUUGGAAUACAUACCGAUGAGAGGCACUUUAUCUUUGGAGACACUAAGGAGCUCAUCACCAAAGAUUUUGUGAGGGAAAAAUACCUCAUGUGCCAGAAGGUACCCGACAGCAGUUCUGAGCAGCUUAAAUACCUUUGGGGCCCACGAGCCCAUGCUGAAACUACCAAGAUGAAAGUUCUGGAGUUUAUGGCCAAGAUUCAUGGGUCUGAUCCAAGUGACUUUGGACAUUGGUAUGAAGAUGCUUUACAAGAUGAAGCAGAGAGAGCUGGUUCUUCUACGAGCAGCUACUAA
Molecule: messenger RNA, 2019 nt
Organism: Sorex fumeus (smoky shrew)
Lineage: Eukaryota; Metazoa; Chordata; Mammalia; Eulipotyphla; Soricidae
Gene: MAGEB16
Product: MAGE family member B16
Exons: 3
Coding region: 1-2019 (672 amino acids)
Biological process (GO): negative regulation of transcription by RNA polymerase II
Cellular component (GO): nucleus
Source: RefSeq, a predicted model, not a curated record